UUUCCGGGUGAGUGUGUGCCCUUGGUUGGUAGUGAUCGCUAUGGCGGCUCUGGUGAGGCUCGGCUCUGUGUGUCAGAGGGGUGUCGCUCCUCUAUUAUUCCGCAGUUCAUAUCUUGUCCGACCUUUGGCUGCACGUAAAAAGGACCAGGAUUACCCGUAUUUGUUCACAGCUAAGAUACAUGCGUCACCUUCUUACUAUGCAGGCGCUGGGUCCAAAGCUGCCUCGCUGCACUGGACAGGAGAGCGGGUCCUGAGUGUAAUUCUCCUCAGCUUGGGCCCUAUGGCCUAUUUCUAUCCAGGCCCUGUAAUGGACUACUCUUUGGCAGCAGCACUUACUUUGCAUGGACACUGGGGGCUGGGCCAGGUUGUGACGGACUACGUUCACGGUGAUUCUAAAGUCAAGCUGGCCAGAGCAGGCCUCUUCUUUCUGUCCACUGUCACCUUUGCGGGUCUCUGCUACUUCAACUACCACGAUGUAGGGAUAUGUAAAGCAGUGGCUCUUCUAUGGAGUAAAUAGAUGGACUGAAUUGAAGGGGUGGGGAAAGUGAAGUACGGGUCCUGGAGCUUUUCUCAUCAUGUCCCAGCUGAUUGUACACAUUUGUUGGAUUCCAUGUAAAUUCUAUAAAUAUAUAAUUUUGACAAGAUACCACAUCGAUUCAUAAGUGUUCAUAAUUAAUUGAUUACUAAGCGAAUAUCGUUGGGGUUUCUGUUGGGCUGACUCCUCUGUAUGUCUCAUCUAUACAGAUAGGUGAAAUGACUGUCAUGGGUUAUUUUUUUAAGGUUAAAACUAUGACUGCCAUAUUUCAUAUGGUUAGCAUUCAUCAAGGGAAAAUAUCAGUGUCUAGUUAUGUCUGUCCAAGCCAUUUUAAUUGUUGUCCUCAUGUCAACAAUCUUAAAAUAUGUGUUCAUCUUUUGCUGGGUUGGAAACCCACUGUUCGGUUUUGCUUACCCAGCUUGAAAGAAUCCUUUUUGUGAAACCAGUUUGAUCGAGCUCUUUUGUGGAGUGGUGGGAAGCAUUCUGAAGUAUUUAUCACAGAUGAUGAACAUUUAUAUAACGUUUUUUUCCUCAGGCUGUUAGAGACCCUCACGCUUCACUGCCUGUUUCACUGACUGUUUCUUUUUGUGACUUGGAAGUCUUCCUUGAUGGUUAAUUGCGGUUGAGAGGAAGACCACUGUCAGCACUUCAGCCUCAGAUAGCACCUUUGCAUGGCCUCAGUUCUGAUCAAAUUGGGGAUGUGUUAGUAGUUUGUGAUUAACCUGUAUUCAGUGGGCAACACCUUGUAACGUGCAACGCUCCGCUUAUGUUCAUUGUGUUUGUCUGCAGUUUUAGCUGUCUCUAUAUGCUUCCCUUAAUAAGACUUGCGGCUCAGUGUGAUCAAAAUGAUCGAAAGCAAGUGCGCUCGAUCACAGCUGACUCGAUCUGCACUUGGAAUCAGAUUUUGUAUCAGAGUAGAUCAGGGCUUUGUUUUCUGUAAAGUUGGGGUAUAAUGUGGGUGUAAUUGAUUUCAGACUACAGAAAAAGCAAGACGGUCUUUGUAAACAUAAUAUCUGUGCUUAAGUGUAUUUGUAAAAGCUCAGGCUUAAUCACGAGUGAGAUGUCACUCUGUCACUCAGUGUUACGAAUCUGCUCUGUCAGAUUUUAACGCCCAAGUUAGCUUUGGGUAAACAUACUAAGUCUCACCAAAAUAAAGCAAGUUUUAUGGA
This is a messenger RNA of Colossoma macropomum (tambaqui), 1704 nucleotides long. RefSeq names its product succinate dehydrogenase complex, subunit D, integral membrane protein b (gene sdhdb). Gene Ontology annotation, biological process: tricarboxylic acid cycle; mitochondrial electron transport, succinate to ubiquinone. The record is from RefSeq and is a predicted model, not a curated record. Gene Ontology annotation, cellular component: mitochondrial envelope; membrane. NCBI's taxonomy places the organism in Eukaryota, Metazoa, Chordata, Actinopteri, Characiformes, Serrasalmidae. Gene Ontology annotation, molecular function: heme binding; ubiquinone binding. Bases 41 to 517 code for a protein of 158 amino acids. The transcript has 4 exons.